Messenger RNA from Pestalotiopsis fici W106-1, 5928 nucleotides. Its product is annotated as helicase mug81. Gene Ontology annotation, molecular function: ATP binding; nucleic acid binding; ATP hydrolysis activity. The record is from RefSeq and is a predicted model, not a curated record. The transcript has a single exon. The coding region runs from base 1 to 5928 and encodes 1975 amino acids. NCBI's taxonomy places the organism in Eukaryota, Fungi, Ascomycota, Sordariomycetes, Amphisphaeriales, Sporocadaceae.
AUGGCGGCCAAUGAUGCAGAGGCGCGGUGGCGAGAGCAGUUUGCUGCCAUGAAAGCAGCAUUGGCUGAGCUAAAGCUACCUGUAAACGGCAUUGCCCAGGAAGAGGAAUCCGACUUUGAUCUGGACGAUGCCUUCACCUCCGGCAACAGCGGCGACGAUGUCUGGGACUUUAUUGAGGACGAUGAGGAGGAUCUUUGGAGCAGCGAUUUUGUUGACGAGACCAAUGGCCAGUUGGAGGGCGACAGCGGUCUUGGCACAAGUUGGUUCGCCAAACAGUGUGCUACUGUUGCUUCCAAGAAGGAUGGCCUGUCUCCCGAUGCCUUUCAGGCACAGAUCCUUGAAAUCUUGACGUCGAAUCAAUCCGAGGAACAGGUGCAAUCAGUGCUUACUGACUUGGUUGGGUUUGACGACCUUGACUUCGUCAUUGAGGUUAUAUCUCACAAGGACCAGAUCAUUUCCGACUUUGUUUCCCAGGCAGAGGGUCAUCCGUCUGGAAACCGUUUACUCACCAAGGCUGAGAGGGAGGAGGCACUGCGCCAGAAAGAUUGGGAACACAAGAAUGCGGCUCUUGGCCCAGCCAUGCACAAGGAGGUGCAAUAUCCCCACGUCUACAGGGCCCACGCCGCGGGCAACUCGCUCAGCUACUCUGGGAAGAGAUACGCGCUGCCAGCGGGCAGCGAAAGAAAGUUGUUCGACAAGUACGAAGAGAUCAUGGUGCCGGCUGGCAAGACUGGCGUACUCGCCCCCGGGAGGAGGCUGCUCCCCAUCCCCGAGAUGGACGGGCUCUGCCGAAGGACCUUCAAGGGUUACAAGACACUCAAUCGCAUGCAGAGUCUUGUGUAUCCAAUCGCCUACAAGACGAGCGAAAACAUGCUCAUCUGUGCACCCACUGGUGCUGGUAAAACUGAUGCAGCCAUGUUGACCAUCUUACAAACCAUUGGACAUUAUUGCACACCCAAUCCUAUCGAGGACAACGAGGCGACGGAUUUUGCUGUGGAUUUGGACGACUUCAAAAUUGUCUACGUUGCACCCAUGAAAGCCCUAGCUGCCGAAAUCACUGAGAAGCUAGGAAAACGUCUGGCUUGGGCUGGCAUCCGUGCUCGUGAGUACACGGGUGAUAUGCAUUUGACCAAGAGUGAGAUCGUCCAGACACAGAUCAUCGUCACUACCCCCGAGAAAUGGGAUGUCAUUACUCGGAAAGGCACCGGCGAUACCGAACUAGUGCAAAAGGUCCGUUUAUUGAUCAUUGAUGAGGUUCACAUGCUGCACGAUGAGCGUGGUGCUGUGUUAGAGUCCCUGGUAGCCAGAACCGAGAGACAAGUCGAGAGUACACAAUCACUGAUCCGGAUCGUUGGUCUGAGUGCUACUCUUCCCAACUUCAUUGAUGUCUCCGAUUUCCUCAAAGUCAAUCGGCAACAGGGCUUGUUCUACUUUGAUGGAUCUUUCCGUCCAGUGCCUCUAGAACAACACUUCAUUGGAGUAAAGGGAAAACCAAACUCCAAACAAUCUCGAGACAAUCUGGAUCAGAUCGCCUUUGAGAAAGUUCGGGACAUGCUUCAGCAAGACCACCAGGUCAUGGUGUUUGUUCAUUCGCGGCGUGAUACUCUCCUGACCGCCAAGAUGCUCCAUCAGAAAGCCGUCGAUGAAUUCUGCGUCGAUCUCUUUGAUCCCCAGGGCCACCCAGCAUACGAACAAGCUCAGAGGGACAUGAAGUCUUGCAAAGCCAGGGAAUUAAGAGAUCUCUUGCCGAAAGGCCUUGGUAUUCAUCAUGCUGGUAUGACCCGAUCUGACAGAAAUCUGAUGGAGAGGCUCUUUGCAGAGGGCGUGAUCAAAGUUCUCUGCUGUACAGCGACCCUUGCCUGGGGUGUAAACUUGCCUGCUGCAGCAGUUGUCAUCAAAGGUACUCAGGUCUACAGCGCUCAGGACGGUAAAUUUGUGGAUCUCGGUAUUCUUGAUGUCCUUCAAAUUUUUGGUCGUGCCGGUCGUCCUCAGUUUGAGGAUGUUGGUAUUGGCAUGAUCUGCACCACGCACGACAAGUUGUCUCAUUAUCUCACCGCUGUCACAGAACAGCAACCCAUUGAGUCAAAAUUUUCUUCCAAACUAGUUGACAACCUGAACGCUGAAAUCGCUCUUGGCACGGUCACAUCAAUUCCCGAGGCUGUACAAUGGAUCGGAUACUCAUAUCUGUUUGUGCGCAUGCAGCGAAGCCCCAUGACAUAUGGUAUCGAAUGGGCAGAGAUCCGGGACGAUCCAAACUUGGUGCAACGACGAAGGCAACUCGCCAUACAGGCGGCACGCACGCUGCAGAAGAGCCAGAUGAUCAUUUUCAACGAAGUUACCGAAGAACUCCGUAGCAAGGAUGUUGGUCGUAUUGCGAGCCAAUACUACAUUCAGCAGACAAGUGUGGAAAUUUUCAACACUUUGAUGAAGCCGCAAGCUUCGGAGGCUGAUAUUCUAUCCAUGAUCAGCAACAGCGGAGAGUUCGAUAACAUUCAGUCGAGGGAUAGCGAGGCAAAGGAACUUACUCAUUUGAGACAUGAAAUGAUCCCUUGUGAAGUCCCUGGUGGCAUCGAUACCCCACAAGCAAAGACCAAUAUCUUGCUCCAGUCGUACAUCUCACGGGCUCAACCAGAAGACUUUGCUUUGGGUAACGACUUGAAUUAUGUUGCUCAGCAAUCCGGCCGUAUCUGUCGGGCUUUGUUCAUGAUUGCGCUUAACCGGCGCUGGGGCUACCAGUGUCUCGUCCUGCUCACCUUGGCAAAGUCAAUUGAGAGGCGCUUGUGGCCAUUCCAACAUCCUCUCCAUCAAUUUGAUUUGCCAAAGUCGGUGCUCAGUCAGCUCGACGCAAAAGACAACCUCACUAUCGAGGCCAUGAAAGAGAUGGAGCCCGCCGAGAUUGGAGGGCUCGUACAUAACGUCAGUGCCGGCAAGAAGAUUGCCAACAUCCUCAACAACUUUCCAACUCUGACGGUUGAUGCCGAAAUUGCCCCUCUGAACCGCGAUGUCCUGCGGAUCAAGUUGUAUCUCACACCUGAAUUUAAAUGGAAUGAUCACAUCCACGGCACCACGGAGUCUUUCUACAUCUGGGUUGAGAACUCUGAAACUUCCGAAAUCUACCAUCACGAGUUCUUCAUUCUCAGUAGAAGAAAGCUCUACGAUGACCAUGAACUCAACUUUACCAUUCCUCUCUCAGAUCCUCUACCGAACCAGAUUUACGUGAGAGCGGUGUCUGAUAAGUGGCUGGGUGCUGAGACUGUGACGCCAGUCUCCUUUCAACACCUAAUUCGGCCAGACACGGAGAGCGUUUACACGGAUUUACUCAACCUCCAACCACUCCCGGUUGGUGCUUUGAAGAAUCCUGCACUCGAAGAGCUCUAUGCCAAACGUUUCCAGUUCUUCAAUCCAAUGCAGACGCAAAUCUUCCAUACGCUCUACCAUACGCCAGCAAAUGUUCUCCUUGGUUCCCCAACAGGCAGUGGAAAGACGACUGCUGCCGAGCUUGCCAUGUGGUGGGCAUUCCGUGAGAAACCAGGAUCAAAAGUUGUUUACAUUGCCCCCAUGAAGGCUCUCGUCCGUGAGCGAGUGAACGACUGGGGCAACCGGCUUGCUAAACCCUUGGGACUCAAGUUGGUUGAGUUGACUGGUGACAACACGCCCGAUACCAGAACCAUCAAGGACGCCGACAUCAUUGUCACAACUCCCGAGAAGUGGGACGGUAUCUCUCGUAGUUGGCAAACAAGAGGCUACGUCCGUCAAGUGUCUCUGGUCAUUAUCGACGAGAUUCAUUUGCUGGCUGGUGACCGUGGUCCAAUUUUGGAGAUUAUCGUAUCACGUAUGAACUACAUUGCUGAGUCUACAAAGAACACAGUGCGCCUGCUGGGCAUGUCGACUGCUUGUGCAAAUGCAACAGAUCUUGCCAACUGGCUUGGUGUCAAGGAAGGUCUGUUUAACUUCAGACAUUCGGUUCGUCCUGUACCGCUGGAGCUAUAUAUUGAUGGGUUUCCCGAGGUCCGGGGUUUCUGCCCACUGAUGCAGUCGAUGAACCGCCCAACCUUUCUCGCAGUGAAGACGCAUAGUCCAGAAAAGCCAGUCAUUGUGUUUGUGCCUUCACGUCGGCAGACUCGCUUGACGGCUAAGGAUUUGAUCAACAUGUGCGGAUUGGAGGACAACCCCCGUCGGUUCUUGCACAUGGAAGAAGAAGACCUUCAGCUCAAUCUUGCUAGGGUCAAGGACGAGGCUUUGAAGGAAGCCAUUAGCUUUGGCAUUGGCCUUCACCAUGCCGGUCUCGUUGAAACCGAUCGACAGUUGGCGGAAGAGCUAUUCCUGAACAACAAGAUUCAAAUUCUUGUCGCAACCAGUACUUUGGCUUGGGGUGUCAACCUCCCUGCACAUCUUGUCGUUGUCAAGGGUACGCAAUUUUACGAUGCCAAAAUUGAAGGCUACAAGGAUAUGGAUCUCACCGAUGUUCUGCAAAUGCUUGGCCGUGCUGGCCGACCUCAAUUCGACAAUUCGGGAGUUGCCAGAAUCUUUACUCAAGACGCAAAGAAAGACUUUUACAAGCAUUUCUUGCAUACAGGCUUCCCAGUAGAGUCAUCCUUGCACACGGUCCUUGAUAACCAUUUGUGUGCCGAGGUCUCAGCAGAGACUAUUCUAACAAAGCAGGACGCUCUCGACUAUCUGACAUGGACAUUCUUCUUCCGUCGCCUUCACAAGAACCCGUCCUAUUAUGGGCUGGAGAUAUCUGCCGAGGAACACAACAGCAUUGCGGCCCAACAACUUGCGAACGACUACAUGAUUGAAAUGGUCAACAAAUCUCUAGGAGAACUUGCACAGUCCAAGUGUGUUGAGAUUUACCCCAAUGGAGAUGUUGAUCCCACUCCUCUGGGCAAGAUCAUGAGUUAUUACUACCUGUCACACAAGACGAUUCGAUACCUUGUCAAGCAUGUCAAACCCAAGGCAUCCUUUGAGGAUGUUCUGAAAUGGAUGUCGAAUGCAACAGAAUACGAUGAGCUCCCAGUGCGCCACAAUGAAGAUUUGAUCAAUGCCGAAUUGUCGCGCAACCUGCCAUAUUCUGGCGCCAAUUUCGGACUACCUAUGUGGGAUCCUCAUGUCAAGGCUUUCCUCCUUCUACAAGCACACAUGGCACGCAUCGAUCUGCCCAUUACCGAUUAUGUCGGUGAUCAAACCAGUGUGCUCGACCAGGCGAUUCGUAUCAUUCAGGCGUCGAUCGAUGUUCUUACUGAGCUGGGCUAUCUUUCUAGCUGCCUCGAGAUGAUCAAGCUGCUGCAGUGCAUCAAAUCUGCACGAUGGCCUCAUGAUAACGCUCUGUCAAUUCUUCCAGGUGUUGGCCCUGACGAGACCAAAGACACCACAUCAUUGCAGAAAGUAAGCAAGCUCAAGAAGCCACAACUCGAUGAACUAGCGAAGAAACUUGGGAUCCCACAGUACCAAUACGGCAAAUUCAUUCGUGCUGCGACCGUUCUGCCAGACGUCAAUGUGCGCACAGAGAAUGUGACUGCACUUUCCAUGACGGUGUCCCUCAAACGCUCGAACCCCAUUGUUGAGCGUGAGGGGCGCAUCUAUGCGCCCAAGUACCCCAAGCCUCAGACCGAAGGUUGGUUUGUUGUAGUCUGCGACGUUGCGAAUGAUGAGAUCAUCGCGGUAAAACGGGCAGGUUGGAGUCAAGGGCCUGGCAAGUCGGUGGCUGUUGGGUCGAGGCCAACUGCAAAGGUCAACCUCAAGCUUCCCGAGCCAGCCCAGGGAGGCAAGGCCAGAAAGUACGAUGUUCUUGUGUUGAGUGACGCAUACGUUGGACUCGAAUACAAGGUCAUGGGAGUGGAGAUACCAGCACUUCCUAUGGUUGAUGAUGACGUUGACAAGUCGAAGAAGGGUGCGAUCAACGGUUCUGUUGGUAGCGGUAGCGUCUAA